AUGCUUGUACCUUACCCGACGUUCGUACCUGACCAGACGCUCGUACCUGACCCGACGCUAAUAUCUGACCCGAUGCUCGUACCUGACCUGACGCUUGUAACUGACCCGACGCUUGUGCCUGACCCGACGCUUGUACCUGACAUGACACUUGUACCUGACCCGAUGGUUGUAUCUGACCCGACGCAUGUACCUGACCCGACGCUCAUACCUGACCUGGCGCAUGUACCUAACUCGACGCUUAUACCUGAUCCGAUGCAUGUCGUACCUGACCCGACGCAUGUACCUGACCCGACGCAUGCACUUGUCCCGACGAUUGUACCUGACCUGACGCUUGUACCUGACCCGACACUUGUACCUGACCCGAUGCUCGUACCUGACCUGACGCUCGUACUUGACCCAAUGCUCGUGCCUAACCCGACGCUCGUACUUGACCCGACGCUCUUACCUGACUCGAGGCUCGUACCAAACCAGACCCUUGUACCCGACACGAUGCUCGUACCUAUCCUGACACCCGUACCUGACCUGACGCUCGUACCUGACCCGAUGCUAGUAGCCGGCCCCAUUCUUGUAUCUAACCCGAGGCUUUUACCUGAUCCAAAACUUGUACCUGACCCGACGGUUGUAUCUAACUCGACGCAUGUACCUGACCCGACGCUCGUACCUGACCCAAUGCUUGUACCUGACCCGAUGCAUGUACCUGACCCGACGCUUGUACUGACCCGACGCAUGUACCUGACUCAACGCUCGUACCUGAUGUGA
This is a messenger RNA of Procambarus clarkii (red swamp crayfish), 759 nucleotides long. The record is from RefSeq and is a predicted model, not a curated record. Lineage: Eukaryota; Metazoa; Arthropoda; Malacostraca; Decapoda; Cambaridae.